UGUCCGGUGUGAGGUGUGAGGGGAGGGUCUCCGGUCCUCCCGCCCGGGGCGCCGGGCGCCGCCGCCGUCAUGAACCGGGACAGCUUCGCGGCGGGCGAGCGGCUGGUGUCGCCCGCGUACGUGCGGCAGGGCUGCGAGGCCCGCCGCUCGCACGAGCACCUGGUCCGGCUGCUCCUGGAGAAGGGCAAAUGUCCAGAGGAUGGUUGGGAUGAAAGUACACUUGAACUCUUUUUGCAUGAACUUGCUAUCAUGGACAGCAACAAUUUCUUGGGCAAUUGUGGUGUGGGAGAACGAGAAGGGAGAGUGGCAUCUGGAUUAGUUGCUCGUCGUCAUUACAGGUUCAUUCAUGGAAUUGGACGAUCUGGUGAUAUUUCCGCUGUGCAACCAAAAGCUGCAGGUUCUAGUCUUUUGAACAAAAUUACCAAUUCUUUGGUCUUGGAUAUCAUAAAGUUGGCUGGUGUUCAUACAGUGGCCAAUUGCUUUGUAGUUCCUAUGGCAACUGGUAUGAGUCUAACACUGUGUUUCUUAACAUUGCGACACAAAAGACCAAAGGCAAAGUACAUCAUUUGGCCACGGAUAGACCAGAAAUCUUGUUUUAAAUCCAUGAUCACUGCAGGUUUUGAGCCUGUGGUAAUAGAAAAUCUUUUGGAAGGUGAUGAGCUACGCACCGACCUGAAAGCGGUAGAGGCUAAAGUCCAGGAACUGGGGCCUGAUUACAUUUUGUGUAUUCAUUCCACUACAUCCUGUUUUGCUCCCAGGGUGCCUGAUAGAUUAGAAGAACUGGCUGUGAUUUGUGCUAAUUAUGGCAUUCCACAUAUAGUCAACAAUGCUUAUGGAGUGCAGUCUUCCAAGUGCAUGCAUCUCAUUCAGCAGGGAGCUCGGGUUGGUAGAAUAGAUGCUUUCGUUCAGAGUUUGGACAAAAAUUUUAUGGUUCCAGUAGGUGGCGCUAUAAUUGCUGGCUUUAAUGAGUCCUUCAUUCAGGAAAUCAGCAAGAUGUAUCCAGGAAGAGCUUCAGCUUCUCCUUCUUUAGAUGUCCUUAUUACUCUGUUAUCACUUGGAUCAAAUGGCUAUAAGAAGCUGUUAAAGGAAAGAAAGGAAAUGUUUUCCUAUUUGUCCAACCAGCUGAAGAAGUUGUCAGAAGCCCACAGUGAAAGACUGCUGCAGACACCCCAUAACCCCAUAUCAUUAGCUGUGACACUAAAGACACUAGAUGAGCACCAUGACAAGGCUGUCACUCAGCUUGGCUCAAUGCUUUUUACCAGGCAGGUUUCUGGAGCCAGGGCUGUGCCGCUCGGGUCUGUGCAAACUGUGAGUGGCUACACUUUCCAUGGCUUUAUGUCCCACGCAGAUAGUUACCCCUGUGCUUACCUCAAUGCUGCAGCAGCCAUCGGGAUGAAGACACAGGAUGUGGACCUGUUCAUAAAGAGACUUGACAAAUGUUUAAAGGCAGUAAGAAAAGAGCAACUUCAGGAGAACGAUGUAUCUGGAAUUGACAACUGUGACAAAACAAAAGAUGUGGAGACUGCAGAGGUGGCUUUCAAGCUAGAUAAUGUACUUCUUGAUAUGUAACAGGGUACUUCUUUCUGACAUGAUGGAUCUGGUUUUCUAGUUUUUUUCUUUUUUUCUUUGCUAAUUUGAAAGAAAUGAUGAGGCUGCAGAACAGGCAGGCCAUCAACAGACCAGACUAGAGAUGUUUGAAUUGAGAACUUACAGAGAAUAUUCAGCCAAUUUAUAGACCUUUGAUAAUUGCUCUGGUUUUUAUUCUUAGAUCACCUCAAUCCUUAUAACCCUUAAGAGGUUGUAAUAUACAGCAAGCAUUUUUAUAAUUGCUAGGGUAUUUGCCAAUUAGACAUUAUAUUAUAGGUCAUUCUGACUAAGAAAGAUUGUAAAGUUCCCUGUCAUUCUCUCUGAAAUGUUGAGGGCUUCUUCCUAACCUCCUAAAGCCACUCAUGUUUCUCAUCACACAGACUUGAGAUCUCUAAUGCUGCUUAUUACUGGAUCUUUGUUCUGAUAUCUCCAUGUGCCUAAAGAAGCAGAGAGAUGCUGCAAACUUCAGUUGAGACCAAAAAGCGACAGCUCUCCACAGGGGAAGAUUUGCUUAUUUCAGGCAACAUCUAGGGCUAUGUUUGGUUAUCACAAUGGUGGGAUGCCCUUGACAGUGGGUGGGUGGAGGCCAGUAACACUGCCCAGCAUCCUCCAUUGGGCAAGGCAAGUUUCCAUAAUAGAAGCCCACAGCACCAGUGCUGAGGUUAAAACGGCUGUGAAGUAAACUGAAGUAGUUGCUGCUGAGUAACUAUAUGACUGUAGUUACUUGGCAUCAGAGUUAUGUGCUGCAUGACAAGGUUCAGCCAAUAGUAGAUUCACUUCUCCAAGGGACAUGUUGGUCAUCUCAUUGGUAUAAGCACAUGACAUGGUGUUCUCAAAACUACAGAUGAACUAAUUGUGCAUCCUAGAACAUAUCUAUAAUUAAACAACUGUGACUAUUCUCCAAAGGUGAUAAUUACAUUAAACAUUAUGAACUAUGCUGUCUGGAGAAGCUUUGGUGAUAACCAGGAUCACCAUUCUAAACCUGUCAUUAUACCUUGUUUUCUAUGGCACUGGUACAUUGUCCUAUUUGAGUAAGUGAAA
Dipodomys spectabilis (banner-tailed kangaroo rat) is the source of this 2628-nucleotide messenger RNA. RefSeq names its product Sep (O-phosphoserine) tRNA:Sec (selenocysteine) tRNA synthase (gene Sepsecs). Gene Ontology annotation, biological process: conversion of seryl-tRNAsec to selenocys-tRNAsec; selenocysteine incorporation. The record is from RefSeq and is a predicted model, not a curated record. The coding region runs from base 70 to 1569 and encodes 499 amino acids. The transcript has 11 exons. Gene Ontology annotation, molecular function: tRNA binding; O-phosphoseryl-tRNA(Sec) selenium transferase activity. Lineage: Eukaryota; Metazoa; Chordata; Mammalia; Rodentia; Heteromyidae.